AUGCAUAACAAGAAACAAGCCAAAAAGCCGAGUGAAAUUGUGGACAAGUGGUUGGAAGAUGCUAUCAAUGACGUACACAAUGUGAAUCAGUUGCUGGAAGAGGCUAAAACACACAAAUAUUGUUGCUUUGGGCACUGCCCAAAUUGGAUUGGGCGAUACCAUGUUGGAAAAAAGUUAGCAAAUAAAACUAUGGACCUCGAAAAGUUCAUUAAAGAGGGUAGAAAAUAUGUGCCAUUUGACCGCAUCGCUACGCUUUCUUCAAACACUCUUGAUAUGCUUUCAGAAAAAUGCAUGACUUUUGAGAGUAGACAAUCUGCUUCCGAGCAACUACUGGAUGCAUUGAAAAAUAAUGAUGUUUCCAAGAUUGGGUUGUAUGGGAUGGGAGGUUAUGGUAAAACCACAUUAGCAAUGGAGGUUAGGAAAAUAGUAGAAGCAGAGCAUCUUUUUGAAAAAGUUCUUUUUGUACCUGUUUCUAGUACGGUGGAAGUUCGGAGGAUUCAAGAAAAGAUAGCAAGUUCACUGCAAUUUGAAUUUCCAGAAACCGAAGAAAUGCAGAGAGCCCAAAGAUUGUGCUCAAGAUUAAUUGAAGAGAAAAAUAUUUUUAUAAUUCUAGAUGAUGUGUGGGAAAAGCUUGACUUUGGUCGUAUUGGGAUUCCUUCUUCUGACCACCAUAAAGGCUGCAAGAUUCUCAUUACAAGUAGAUCAGAAGAAGUUUGUAUCUUAAUGGAUUGUCAAAGAAAGAUUUACUUGCCAAUUUUAACGGAUGAAGAAGCAUGGACUCUUUUCCAAAAUAAAGCACUUAUAACAGAAGCCACCUUUGAUACCUUAAAGGAUAUGGGAAGAUUAAUUUCCAAUGAAUGUAAAGGAUUGUCGGUUGCCAUUUCAGCUGUUGCUUGUAGUUUGAAGGGAAAAGCUGAGACGGAAUGGAGGGUUGCAUUGAAUAAAUUGAGACAUUCUAAGCCAAUGAAUAUUCAAAGAGGUUUUAUUAAUCCCUACAAGUGUCUACAACUGAGCUAUGACAAUUUGGAUACUAAAGAAGCUAAAUCACUUUUCCUGUUAUUUAACAAGAUUGAAAUAGGAUUAGGUGCAGUUGGAGAAGCUCACUCAUAUGAUGAGGCAAGGAGUGAAGUGAUUGCAGCUAAAAUUAAGCUUAUUAGAUGUUGUUUGUUGUUGGAUGCAGAUGAUGAAUAUGUCAAAAUGCAUGACGUAGUUCGUGAUGUGGCCCACAUAAUAGCACAAAAUGAGAAUAAGAUAAUCAAGUGUGAAGAGGAAAAAGAUGUUAUAGUGGAACAAAAUUCAGUAAGAUACCUAUGGUGUGUGAAAUUUCCAAAUGAUUUGGAUUGCUCCAAUCUUGAGUUUUUAUGCUUACGGACAGAGAUGAAAGAAUUUGAUGGAAUUUUUGAGAGAAUGGGAAUGCUCAAAGUUUUGAGUCUAGUCAACUAUGGGGAUGAAAAAACUCCAUUGUCAACAUCAUCUUUCAAAACAUUAACAAAUCUUCGAGAUCUAUUAAUUUCUGGUUGUGAAUUGAGCGACUUCUCAUUUUUAAGCGGUAUGAAGAAUCUUCAAAGUCUCUCGUUAGAUAAUUGUUUACUGCCUUCAUUUCCUGAAAUACAAAUCGGUGUUGCAAUUACACUAAAAUUGUUAGAGUUGAAUGAAUGUGCCAUUAAAGCGAGGAAUUUUGAAGUGAUGAAGAGAAUCCCGCAUUUGGAAGAGUUGUACAUUAUUGAAUGGUAUGCCAGUGAAGACAAUAUUGAAUUCUUUAAGACGUUUAGCGUUCCGGAAACACUACAAAGGUAUGGAAUUGUAUUAGGGUCUCGUAACUUUUAUCAUUAUAAUGAUAGAGAUAUUUACAUUGAUGGCAGAACUUUAUUACUUAACCAUUUUGACAUAUCAAAUGAGGUAAUAAAGGGUUUGGCAAAAAAAGCAAAGAAUCUAUUUGUGGCAAAUAUUCAGGGAGGUGCAACAAAUAUCAUCCCUGAUAUAUUUCAAAUUGAAGGAGGAGAUUUGAAUGAGUUGAAGAAGUUGGAGAUACAUGAUUGUGAAGAGUUAGAAUGUUUGAUUGACACUAGUAGUCGUUCGAGUGAGGUGGUAACUCUCUUCUCCAAGUUGCAUACGUUGAUAAUCGAAAACAUGAAAAGUCUAAAAGCUAUAUGGAAUUGUUUUAUUCCUGCCAAUGGACCUUUUGAGAAGUUAGAGAAGUUGGAUAUAAGUGAUUGUCCACGGUUGACAUCUCUCUUCAUAUAUGUGGUUGCUCGAAAUUUGGUAAAAUUGAAAAUAUUAAAAAUAUCAGGAUGUAAUGAACUGAAGCAUAUAUUAGCAGAUGAUGAAAAAACGGAGAAAGGUCAUGAUGAAUUCAGCAGUGGGCAUCCUGUACAAAUCUUCCAAAAUCUUCAGGAAGUAGAGGUAUAUAGCUGUCCAGAAUUAAAACAUAUAUUCUCGGCCAAAAUUGUUGGAGGGUUAGGUCAAUUGCAAGUGCUCAAGAUAGAAAGAUGUGAGAUGUUAAAUCAAAUAAUUGGGGAUAGAAAAGAAGUUGAUGAAAUCGUUGAGGAAGGAACUCUAUCCAGUCUUGCAAGCCUUGAGAUAAAACGUUGUGGAAAGUUAGGCUCAAUUUUUACAGCAUCUAUAGCUAAGACCUUGACUUCUUUGGAAGAACUGUUCAUAGAAGACUGCAAAAGUUUGAAGGAUAUAGUAACUCACGAAAGCAUUGUUGAGGAUGAGCAUGACAGUCAGAGUGAUAUUUCAAUCUUCCAAAGUUUGAAAAAGCUACAUAUCAGUGAAUGUGACUUAUUGGAGGAUGUUGAUUUCAAAGACUUCUCUAGUCGAAAUAAUACUCAAAUUGAGCUUCCUGCUUUACAAGUACUUGAACUUUAUCGUAUUCGGAACAGAACCAUUGUUGAUAGUUAUGAUGUGAUAUGUCCAUCUUUAAGAAAACUAUCAUUGGAUAUUGGGAGAUAUGUUGGGUUUUUCAACAUAAAUUGUUCAACAGAUGCUUCAGAAGCUACAAAAAGGGAUUCUAUUUCAAUCAAGAUAUCGAACUCGGAUUUUGUUCCGCCGACUGAAAGGCUUUGA
Vigna radiata var. radiata (mung bean) is the source of this 3069-nucleotide messenger RNA. Its product is annotated as probable disease resistance protein At4g27220. Gene Ontology annotation, molecular function: ADP binding. The record is from RefSeq and is a predicted model, not a curated record. Bases 1 to 3069 code for a protein of 1022 amino acids. The transcript has 4 exons. Lineage: Eukaryota; Viridiplantae; Streptophyta; Magnoliopsida; Fabales; Fabaceae.